CUGCAGUGCACAGCGACGAUGAGAAGCAAUCCAUGUCGCGCGCCUGCGUUUCCCGAUUAUCAACACCAAUUCGCUCGUUCGUGACAACUGGUUUGGUGGAUCGUGAUUGCACGGCUUCAAUUACUUACGCCCCUUAUUUUGCGACUACAGUGGCAUCACGGACCUGCCAGCUGACUCUUCAACUUUAUCGGACCUCGUUGAAAAUUUCUUCCCUUCACUCAAAUCAUCAGUGGCACAAAUCUCGGCUCACAAAAAUACCAGCCGCAUAGUUCCACAUUUCACGAGGCUUUUCACUCCUUGAAAGAACCUCUGCGAAAGAAAGAUGUUUGAGGUACCUGACGCAAAACGAGUGAGAAGAGAUGAGCUCUUCGGUUCAGGGACGUCCGAUCGUGGCUCCAGUCCGGACACAGCGGACGAAGCCGAAGUGGAAGCCAAGGCUCAGCUACUCAAUGCCAAACUCUCUAGCUUGCUCUCAUUGAAGUUUGAGUUUGAUGACGGUGCGGCGCGUGAUGAUGAUGCCACUACUGCGGCUAGAGAGCCGACAGAAGCUUCGGCCAAGCAACAUGAGGUGGCCAGGGAGAAGACCCAGAAGAAGGAGAAGGAGACGAAGCAAACAAGUCAAGGUGACGCCGGGUCCUCGGAUGAGGAUGAUGAUGGAAGUGACGAAGAGGACACACCAAUGCAAGACCAGGCGCCACUCGAAGAGGAGGAAGAAGCCGCCGAAUUCGAGUUUCGCCUCUUCUCCACCUCAGCCCCUCAAAAGAUCGUCCUCCCUUCCAAGGACGAAGAGGAUGGCGCAGGCGAGACGGUCAUCGCUGACCGACCUAUAUCCUACUACAUACGCGGCGAGCUCACGCCUGAGGAGCAAGAACAGUUCCGGGCCGCAGCCGUGACUAGCCAAGACAUUCUGAACUGGGCCAAGCAGCGGGCGUGGGGACUUGAGGUGCCGUGGAGGGUGAGGAAGAUUGUCGUUACAGUGAAGGGCAAGAAAGCAGACAGGGCAGCGGCAGCAACAGCUCUACAUGGUCAACCGGUGGCCACGGGGACCGAAGUUCAACAACAAGCAGGCGGUAGUGAACAGCAGAAAAAGAAAAAGAAGCGGCUCGGAAAGAAGGGGAGAAUUGCCAUGAGGAUCAAGGAGAAGGCGAGGAAGGAAAAGGAGGAGGCGGAGCAGAAGCAGAAGAUGACCAAGGAGGAACACUUGAAGGAGAAGAAGAAGCGGUUGAAUAGGGAGAAGAAGCUCAAGAGGAGACAGAAGGAGAAGGAGAAGAAGAUGGCAGGCAAAGCGGGAAGUUCGGUGGGUGAUGCUAUGUCUGCGGUUGGGCAGGAUUCGGAUUCAGAGUGAAAAGGAUGAGAAAGAGAACAAGAUGGUUGAGUAACCGACUCGUUGGUGGUGGGUUAGUAAUUGUACUUGUAUUCGUGGUGAUACUUGGGGAGCUGAAGAUAAUGCAGGCCGUGUGUAGCAGCAUCUAUACUAAAGCGAUGACUGCCUCUUGUAGACAAAGGAAGCCCUGAAGCCCUGAAGCCCUGAAGCCCUGUAGCCACGCUCUCGGCAUGGUACCUAGUUCCCAGGUUCAUACAGGGGAUAAUCCGAGCACUCCCGU
Messenger RNA from Neurospora crassa OR74A, 1604 nucleotides. RefSeq lists its product as hypothetical. The coding region runs from base 323 to 1345 and encodes 340 amino acids. Lineage: Eukaryota; Fungi; Ascomycota; Sordariomycetes; Sordariales; Sordariaceae. The transcript has 2 exons. The record is from RefSeq and is a predicted model, not a curated record.